Molecule: messenger RNA, 2123 nt
Organism: Bactrocera tryoni
Lineage: Eukaryota; Metazoa; Arthropoda; Insecta; Diptera; Tephritidae
Product: nicalin-1
Exons: 8
Coding region: 286-2037 (583 amino acids)
Biological process (GO): regulation of signal transduction
Cellular component (GO): endoplasmic reticulum membrane
Source: RefSeq, a predicted model, not a curated record
CAGUAAUAUCAUGCGAAUUUACUUAUAGCGUGUCAUGUAAAAGAUAGUGAUCUAACAUUAAAUUAGAAGGGCCACCUGCAUUUUUAGUGAUACUUUAAAAAUCAACCCUACCAAAUGAAAAUUAGUUAUGAGAAAAAUCAGCCGGGCGCAAGUUUGCCUAAUUAGAACAAAUUAAAUUUAAUUAUUAUAAUUUAAUUAACACCUGUCUUUGACAUAGAAGUUGUAUCGUAGGAUAAUACAGUGUCUAUAACCAGCUCCGCGCAAUACUCACAUAAAAGUGUCACAAUGUUUGAGGAUGCUGAGAAUUUUGCGGAUAUUUUCCGCGGUGGACUGCCCUAUCUACUGAUUGCAUUACCAGUUUUACUCAUUUGCUCAGCCAAUCCUGUAUUGGCAUCCAGUGAAUUCUCCGUGCAACGGAUGUCACAGUUCGAUGUGAAUGGUGUGGCUUAUGGAUGUCGUGCAUCUGCAUUAUCGCUAGAGGCGAAAUCUCUCUAUACUUGGAGUACUGGCAGGCACUGUGUAGUUGCAAAAUUACAAGAUUUAACUAUCGACCAGUUCCGUGAAAUUCGGCAAAAAGCUGGAGGUUUGGUUAUACUGCUACCGCAGCAUGUCAGUGAUAUGACAUUUGAGGAAAAAGAACACCUCAAUUUGCUUGAACAAGCUAUGCUGGCACAACCAAAUUCAAUUCCCAUAUAUUUCUCACCGUAUAAUUCCGAGCUUGAGCGCAUCAUAACGGAUAUCACAAGAACAACCAGCAAAAAUAUUGAGGGCAAAGCUCAACGCACAUCAGCAGCUACAGAGCUGCUGUCAUCGAUAUCGGCCAAUGGCUAUCAGGUUAUUGUCUCUGGUGCCAGUCAUUUAGCUAGCAAAAAUAGUAGAAUACCAAUUAUACAAGGUGAAUUGGCGGCCACUACGAAAAUUUUGAAGCAAAUGGAAAGUGGCGGUGAGUCCAACAGCAAAUUGCCAUUAAUAGUCAUAACCUCACAUCUCAACACAUUCGGAUUGUACAAUGAAUAUCCUUUAAACGCCGAUGCCGCUGUAUUUCUAACACUCGCGGAUGUAUUUAGCAAAUUGCACAGCACACCUAACGCAGUGCCCAAAUAUCGCUUAUUAUUCUUACUCACAGAAUCCGGAACACUGUUGAAUUUUCAAGGAGUCAAAAAAUGGCUCGAUGAGAAUGUGCAACUGCAGGAAGACAUCGUGUCUAUUACCGGUUCUUUAAUUGCGGCCAAGAAUCCAACUAAUAUAAUAGACGAGAACGUUGAUUUUGUACUCUGUUUAGACACGAUUACCCAAUCGUUGAACGCAGAAACUGGCAACCUUUACAUGCACGUCUCGAAACCACCCAAAGAGGGCACCGCAAUGAAUGAUUUCUUCAAGUUACUUAAAAACGUAGCGGCACAAUAUGGCAAUGUUACAGUCGAUGGUGUACACAAGAAAAUCAAUUUGGCUGAUCAGCAACUCGCCUGGGAGCAUGAACGUUUCAGCAUGCGCCGUUUGCCAGCUUUCACGAUAUCUGCAUUGAAAUCACCGAAAGAGCCAGCACGCGCCACUAUAUUCAAAGACGAAGAAGAGCAAAUUAUUGCGCAAACGCAACAGCACGCUAAAAUUUUAGCUGAAACGCUAGCACAUUACGUGUAUGGUUUACAAGAGCCAUAUGAAAUCUUUGCUGGGCCAAUGAGUAUCAAUAAGAAGCUCAUUAAAGCCUAUCUGCAAGUCAAAUCUGCGCUACAUAAUAACGACCUGAAGAACGCUUUCGAAAAGUACCUAAAGAAUGUGAAGAUCAUGUAUGAUAAACCCGACACACGUGAUCCGGACUUUAUGUUCUACGAUGGUCAAGAGGCGCGCCUAAAUGUAUAUCAUGUGAAACCUGCCAUUUUCGAUCUCUUCCUUACCAUACUCAUAUGCGCAUACCUCGCCUCAGUGUACUUUGUCAUACAAUUCUUUCCAGCGUUAUACGACACCGUUUGCAAAAUGACCAAAGCGCAAGCACUGACGCAAGCCAAUUCCAAUAAUACAAAAUCUAAAGUUAAUUAGAAAAGUGCAAAAAGAAUAAAAAUAAAACAAAAAAUAGUAAUAUUAUUGAAGACGAAAACUUUAAUGUACAGAUGUACAAAUGUAAA